Oreochromis aureus is the source of this 1215-nucleotide messenger RNA. Its product is annotated as type-2 ice-structuring protein-like. The transcript is spliced from 6 exons. Gene Ontology annotation, molecular function: signaling receptor activity. The record is from RefSeq and is a predicted model, not a curated record. NCBI's taxonomy places the organism in Eukaryota, Metazoa, Chordata, Actinopteri, Cichliformes, Cichlidae. The coding region runs from base 398 to 928 and encodes 176 amino acids.
CAUGAAUGGAUUUAGAAAAGGUUCAAAGAGAUACAUAAAAAUUCACCACAAUGCAGGGGCAUGCCAGAAAUCCCACAAAAAACAAACAAACAAACAAAAACAGAAAACAAACAAGCAAAAACUUAUGUGGUGGGUAUUAACAACUUCAUAGCUGGAUCAAACAUUCAAAGCUCCGAUCUUACUUUAUCUAAAAUGCCAUUUCUUUGUGUUUGGCUGUGUCACUUCCUCAUUUUAUGAUAGAUGCUGAGAUAAGAACCUGUAUAUAUUAUCUGUGCUUUCCCUUCAAAGUUUGUAGCUACAGGCUGAUACUAAGAAAGAAGAAGAGACGGUCAUUCUGCAUCCCCUCUGCCACACACUUUCUGAAGUUUCAUAACUUUGCUGUAUCGUCUGUAUCACCAUGAAGAUGUUUCCUGUGUGUGUGUUUGUUUGUGCUGUGAUGAUUCUGACCCAUGCUGCUGGUGACUAUUUUCUCCCUGAAGGAAGGACUGCAACUAAUCAAACAGUCAAAAGGCACCUGGCCAAGAGGUCCUCUGAUUGUCCUGGAGGCUGGACUCUGUUGCGUGGUCGCUGCUUCCUCUAUGUUCCAGGACCCAUGACAUGGGCUAAAGCAGAGAAAAACUGCUUGUCCAUGGGGGCCAACCUUGCAUCUGUACACAGCAUCACAGAGUACCAUGGGAUUCAGCACAUGAUAAUGACUGCCACUCAUGGCAACCAAGAAACCUGGAUUGGAGGAAGUGAUGCACAGGAGGAGAAUGCCUGGUUAUGGACUGAUGGAACGGCUUUCCACUAUUCUAACUGGUGCCCAGGAGAGCCCAAUAAUUACGGGCGCAACCAGCACUGUCUGCAAAUUAAUCAUAGCGGUUCCAAGUGCUGGGAUGAUAAAGGGUGUCAUGAACAUCGACCUUCUGUUUGUGUUAAGAAAAUAUGAAAUAUCUAUCAAAAUACACACUGUUUGGUGUGCAAUGACUUUUGUUUUUCAUUCUUCAUUUGGCUUUACAAUUUUUGUUUCAUCUUUUGUCUCUAGCAUAAAAGUUUAGCAACAAAAUAAAAAAUCUGUGUCAUGAAUAGUGGCACUCCCAACCCUAGUUCUAAACCGUAGCUUAAAUUUUCAACUAAAUUUUCAACUGUGGAAAAGUAUAAAAAGUAUUGCUCGUCUUUGCGCAUCUUUUCUCUGUAAACUCUUCCUCCUUUGCAAUAAUAAAACUCUCAAGCAUG